Molecule: messenger RNA, 1332 nt
Organism: Lottia gigantea (owl limpet)
Lineage: Eukaryota; Metazoa; Mollusca; Gastropoda; Lottiidae
Exons: 12
Coding region: 1-1332 (443 amino acids)
Molecular function (GO): NAD+ poly-ADP-ribosyltransferase activity
Source: RefSeq, a predicted model, not a curated record
AUGGAAAUUCUGUCCAAGACCCCAUCAAAAGAUUUCCAAACAAAUUUAGGAAAUAACAACAAUAAAUUUUAUUUAAUACAACUGUUAGAAGAGGAUAGCAAUAAAACCUAUUAUUGUUGGCAGAGGUGGGGUCGAGUUGGUUACAAAGGUCAAAGUAACUUGGUACCUUGUGGUGGAAAUUUAAUGAAUGCUAAAAAUAGCUUUUGUAAAAAAUUUAAAGAUAAAACUCAGAAUGAUUGGGAUGACAGAGCUGAGUUCGAGAAAGUCAGUGGUAAAUAUGACUUGAUAGCCAUGGACUAUGCUGGAACAGAUCUGGUAGAAUUAAUCUGUGACAUCAAGAAAAUGGAAGAAGCUGUCAUGGAAAUGAAAUAUGAUGCCAAAAAAGCGCCAUUAGGUAAACUGACCAAGACUCAGAUAAAAGCAGGCUACCAGGCGUUAAAGGUUAUAGAAGGUUUAAUAGAUAGUAAUAAUUUUGGUCAUAAAUUAGUUGAGGCUUGUAAUGAUUUUUACACCAGAAUUCCUCAUGAUUUUGGGUUCAAAACACCUCCAGCCAUUAGAACAAAACCUCAAGUUAAAGAAAAAUUACAGCUGUUAGAGGCUCUAGGUGAUAUAGAAAUUGCUAUCAAUAUAUUAAAAUCUGGUGAUAAGAGUGAGAAUCCUGUGGACAGACAUUAUCAUAGUUUGAAAUGUGAAUUAGAUCCAUUAGACAAAACACAUGCCGACUAUCAGAUAUGUAAUGAAUAUCUCCAGUCCACCCAUGCUAAAACACAUAACCAAUAUAAAAUGGAGUUAUUGGAUGUGUUUAAAUGUGAUAAAAAUGGUGAAUCUUCACAAUAUAAAGACCUAGGUAACAGAAUGUUAUUAUGGCAUGGAUCUAGAUUGACUAAUUGGGUUGGUAUUUUAAGUCAAGGGUUACGUAUAGCACCACCAGAAGCUCCUGUUACUGGUUAUAUGUUUGGUAAAGGUGUAUAUUUUGCUGAUAUGUCCAGUAAAAGUGCUAACUAUUGUUUUACAUCCAGGUCUAAAAAUAUUGGUAUUUUGUUACUGUGUGAGGUAUCAUUGGGUAAUGUUAAUACUUUAUUAAGUGCUGAUUAUAAAGCUGAUAAACUACCCCCAGGCAAAGACAGUGUACUAGGUGCUGGACAAGUAGCACCAGAUCCAACAUGCAAUAAAACUCUGUCUGAUGGUGUGGUAGUACCAGUAGGUAAAGGUGUAGAUACUAAAGUAAGGAAUUCUGCUGGCUACACUCUCAAUUAUAAUGAAUACAUCGUCUACGAUACCAAACAGAUUAAAAUGAAAUAUCUACUUAAAGUCAAGUUCAAUUAUAAAUAA